This is a messenger RNA of Loxodonta africana (African savanna elephant), 881 nucleotides long. RefSeq names its product protein ARMCX6-like. The record is from RefSeq and is a predicted model, not a curated record. Gene Ontology annotation, cellular component: mitochondrion. NCBI's taxonomy places the organism in Eukaryota, Metazoa, Chordata, Mammalia, Proboscidea, Elephantidae. The coding region runs from base 1 to 618 and encodes 205 amino acids. The transcript is spliced from 2 exons.
AUGGAAAAAACAGGCAUUUGUGGGAAAGGGUGCAAGGUGAUAAAGGAGGCUGGAGGGCAGGGCACUAAAAGUGUCAGCUGUGUUCUUGACCUCUCCAAGAGUCCUUUCAUUCAGGUAAAAGUGUUGUUUGCUCGGCCCAAGGAUGCUGGUUUUUCACGUAGCCACGGUAUCAAUAGUCAUUUGGCCAGCCUCUCCAUUGUUGGAAACAUGAUCCCCACUCCCAACCCCACUGCUGAGGAGAAGGCUUUCUGUGCCCUGGGUAACUUCAACGUGAGUGCCGAAAAUCAGGCCCAGAAUAAGAUGUACAUCAACCAAGUGUGUCGCGAGACUGUGUCUCGUUGCUGCAACUCAUUUCUGCAGCAGGCAGGAUUAAAUGUGUUAAUAAGCAUGACAGCUAUUAAUAACAUGCUUGCCAAGUCCGUUUCAGACUUGAAGCUUCCUUUGAUAUCAGAAGGAAGUGGAUGUACUAAGGCUCAGGUUUUGAAACCACUAAUGGGUUUGUCUGAAAAGCCAGCCUUGGCAGGGGGGUUGCUCGGGGCCCACGAGCUAUUGUCAUUCAUGCCCCUCUCUAUCAGAAAUGGAAACAGAGAGAUUCUCCUGGACACCUUGGCCCCUUAAAUGGCCAUCCCAAACAGCAACGGACCGAAUCCACCCAAAGCCCGUUUGUUGAGCACUCACCUGUGUUCUCACUCAAGGAAUCUGCAGUGGGUGCUGUAGAAGAUGCAGCCUUAGCCAAUCACCGCAUCACUGGGUGAAAGUUACAGUUGCUGAAUCAGGGACCACACUCUCACUGGCCAGGCAGGGGUGCCCACAGAGCUCAGAGUAACCUCUUGGUUUUAUAAGUCUGCAGGCAAUGCGCAUUGUAUAUCCCUCCCUUGCAG